UUGAAAACCACACAACUGCGACCACAACAAGAAAGAAAAGGGUUUGCCCACAAAGCCAAACUCUCCUAUAGAAAGCCUCCAUAGUCUUCUUCAAAGUUCAACCCCUGUUAUUUAACGCAUACUUAGUAUGUAUGAUACAUACUGAUACCAGAAAACACAGAAGAUUUUCCUCCACCAUCGUCUGCUCGACAUUCUUUUUCUUUCUUUAAGAGGAACCACGCAGUGACGGGAAUAUGAGCGACGACGAAGACGACUGGGUUAAGAAUGCCAUGACCGACGACUCGUUGGUGGCAGACUUGUUGCUACGGCUCAAUCAUGGGCUGCGGCCGCCACGGCCGCCGCGGGUUCCAGACAGGCCACCUCUCAAUAUCGACUGGACGGUACGCCAGCGGCGUUCGAAAUCGGUACCAACUCAAGACGAAGAAGGCAAUAACAACACCGCGACGGAGAGGGCUAGUCCGACCACGCCACUCUCCUGGAGCGGCGCCACCUGCUCCAGUGGCGGCGCACCCGACGGCUUCGAAGAGUCCAGCCGGCCCGCCAAAACGACGAACGGUUCGAGAUCUAAGGUAGCUCCUGGGGGUGAAACUACCACCACCAAGAGGCCAAGGAAGAAAAAGUCGAUAGCUGAACUUAAAGAGGAGGAAAGUUCUCUCAUGAAGGAAGGGAGAAAUUUGAAAAAUCAACUGGCAGCCAUACGCCUCACUUUUGAGAAACAAAGAGCUGCAAACAAAAGCUUGAAGAAAAUAAAGGGUGAUUUGCAGUCGUCGCCCGAGACAAUAAAAGCUAUAACCACUAUGGCAUCCACGGAAGCCGUCACUGACCGACCCCAGAAAAUGAAAGAAGAUUGUAAGCCUACUGCAAUUUCUCCAUUAGAUUUGGCACUGAUUACUGAUCUGGAUGCUUUACAACACCCAAGUCAACCAAAUGGUACUUCAACAAUACAGGAGGUUGGAGAGCGUGAUACUUCAUUCAUGUUGCCUGAUCUAAAUUUGACAUUUGAGGAGGCUUCCGGCUCUUAGGUUUUAUGUGGAGUGAGCUAAGGAGAACCAUUAUAUUUCUGCUGAGUCACGUUUCCUAAUUAAGCGGGAUGAAGAUGCAGCAACUGCAUUUAUAUGCUUGAUAAAAUUAGAUACUACAGAUAAAAGUCUAACCAUCACGACAGAGGGAGAGUAGUGUAGAGAUCCUAACUCGUUAGUUAAGAUUACAUUCUUUCAUGGCAGAUUUUUACAUAUAAUGGCAAAAAAUUCUUUGGGGCCAAUCCUCAUUCCUUCUAUUUACUUUUUGAGGAGAUAUAUUAACAGACAAGGUGUAAUUACUGUUCAGACAAAUUAAAUGUUUGCGUUCCCUUGGUAGAACGAUCAA
This is a messenger RNA of Juglans microcarpa x Juglans regia, 1365 nucleotides long. RefSeq lists its product as uncharacterized. The record is from RefSeq and is a predicted model, not a curated record. Bases 234 to 1022 code for a protein of 262 amino acids. Lineage: Eukaryota; Viridiplantae; Streptophyta; Magnoliopsida; Fagales; Juglandaceae. The transcript has 5 exons.